Messenger RNA from Linepithema humile (Argentine ant), 3018 nucleotides. RefSeq names its product band 4.1-like protein 4. NCBI's taxonomy places the organism in Eukaryota, Metazoa, Arthropoda, Insecta, Hymenoptera, Formicidae. The record is from RefSeq and is a predicted model, not a curated record. Gene Ontology annotation, cellular component: cytoskeleton.
AUCAAGGUUCGUUGCCUCGUCCCGUUCUUCUUUGUUUCUUCUUUUCACUCUUUUACCUCCCUCUCUUCGUAAAUCGCUGGCUACAUCACCUCGCCACUUCUCUCGACUCGACUCACUCCGUCUCGCCUCGCCUCACCUCGUUGUGUGCGUCCGUCGCGCCACAUAACUUGAAAACUCGCGUCCGUCCUGACGCGAUGCGCUCCGUUGAAACCCGCGGAAUUGUCAAUCUCAAAUCUGUCUCCAUCGCGAUCGUCACGUUCGCGCAAGUGCGCGCCGCGGCUACGUCCAGGCGAAUAUCUUCUUCGUGCCGAGAAACGCUCUGAGAUACGCGAUCGCCGAUAAAAUAUCCGUGACAUGUUACUGUACACACGCGACGGCGACUUCAUACCGAGUAUCUCGUGUGUAUGCGUAUCGAGUGAAACUUAAGUGCUUGAAGACUCGCCGGUUUGUAUCGCGAGAACAAACACGCGUCGCGCACUAAAGAUAUUUCGACAAAGUACGCAACGCGGAACGAUAUAUUGUCCGAAUUCCGAAUUUGUUACAGGAAGUGUCACAAGUGUCGAAAGUGUCAAGUGCCGAAUGUGCCGGAAGCGCUGAGCGAUUCCGCCAAGGUCACGAGAAUUCGGAACGUAAAUCAUAACGGAGAAUGAGCGCCAACACAAACGCGUCGAGCGAGUAGACGCGCACGGUGCCAGAGCAAUAUACAAAGAAAUCGAGGAAGGAGGAAAAGCGAUGGUGGUGGAGUGGCUGUGCCCUGGACUUAGGCCGACCAGGAGCAACAGGCCUCGUCUCUUGCACUGCAAAGUGAUACUUCUUGACGAGCACGAAUUACUGCAGGAUGUUUUGAGCUCGAACUUGGGCCAAGAAUUGUUGGAUAGAGUAUUCAAGCAUCUUAAUUUAUUGGAAACCUCUUACUUCGGAUUGCGCUAUCUCGAUCACGGAAAUCAGACGCAAUGGCUGGAUCAAAGCAAGAAGCUCGGUAAGCAAUUGAAGAUUCACAAAGGAGACCCGGGAUCGGACGUUCACACUCUCUAUUUUGGCGUCAAAUUCUACGCGGCGGAUCCGUGCAAACUCAUCGAAGAGAUUACCAGAUACCAGUUUUUCCUGCAAAUCAAGCAAGACAUCCUGCAAGGCAGAUUACCCGUAUCCUUCGAUUUAGCUGCGGAAUUGGGUGCCUACGUUGUGCAAUCGGAACUUGGCGAUUAUGAUCCUAGACGACACUCGCCUGGAUACGUCACCGAAUUUCGGUUCCUCGCCAACCAAACGACGGAACUGGAGAAUCGUAUAGUGGAGAUACACAAAACUCUCAUAGGACAAUUACCUUCGGCGGCAGAAUUAAAUUAUCUGGAUAAAGUGAAAUGGUUGGAAAUGUAUGGCGUAGAUUUGCAUCCCGUGUUGGGCGAGGAUAGUGUGGAAUAUUUCCUGGGCUUAACGCCAAGCGGAAUAAUACUGUUGCGCAACAAGACCAAAGUGGGAAAUUACUAUUGGCCUCGAAUCAACAAAAUAUACUAUAAGGGCAGGUAUUUUAUGCUGAGGGUGAGCGAAAAUUCCGAAGAGAGAACGCACGGCUUCGAGACACCGUCGAAAGGAGCCUGCCGUCAUCUGUGGAAAUGUUGUUUAGAGCAUCAAGCUUUCUUCCGGCUGAUGGCGACCGGCCCGCCGCCUCUGAGUCCAUAUUCUCGCUUUCAUUCGUACAGUCCUCCAUCCACUUUGGAGAAGCACAUGGCCAUCAGGCGAAAUCCGCCGCCGUUUCAAAGAACGCCUAGCCGGAGAGCGCAGCGACGCGUCGUCGAGGGUCAGGAAAUGGUCGGCUCGUUCGUGGAAACACCUGUCACCGUGAUCUCGAAUCCAGGCAGCAAUCCGUGCAGCGGGAAUGUUUUAUGCAACGCGCAAAGGCAGGUGAACAACUCGAGUCCGAGGAGCAUAAGAAGCGCGCCGUGGACGCAGAUUCAGCCCCGCGGUCUUUACACCUCGUCUAGUCCUCGCUCCGUUCGCUCCGCGGGAACGGCGCCGGCGCUCUUGAGUAGACUGCAACGUCGGAGCAGCUCGGUGGAGAGUCAAAGCUCGGGGGAUAGUCAUAGUCGCGGCGGUCACCGUAGGCGAAGUCAUAGUCAUAGCCACCGUCGGCACAGCAGACACUCCGACUGCGAGUCCGAGCUGUCGAGGGGUUCGGAUACGAGAUCCGGUCAUCGAAAGCACCGCAGAAAACACAGGAAUUCCCGUUCUUCUAGACACGAAUUGAUAGAUUCAGAACCGCAGUGGAGGGAAGCGCAGAAGCGGAAAGGGGAAGGUGUGCAAAAAGCUAUCGUGAGUCAUACGGAGCCCCGACGAAGACACCGAAGCAGACAUCGGAGUCCCUCCCAGAAGCAGCCGCUGCCGGAUGAACUCCGAAAACACUUAGAAUUCGGCCUAAUCGACACGAGCGGGAUGAGCGAGCAGCAACGCCGGGAGAUAUCCUACACGGUGGUACAGUCGCAAUCUGCACAGCAAUGUCCCCUGCAGCCGAACAAUUCCCGAUUGGACGAUACAGACUCAUCGUCCCUGCCUAGAACUGUCGGAUCCAUUGGCAAAAGAGACGGAAGAAUCGUGCGGCAUAAUCGUGAUGGAAGUUAUAACUUGCUGUCGGCGACGUCCAGCCUAAUCGGGGCAAAGUUUCCCGAAGCUCGAUACGAAUGUAACACGAAGAGGGACUUUUAUUAUAUUCGUAACAACAGAAUGUCAAUAGGCAAUAAUACCGACAGCGGACUCGGGGAAAGCACGCCGCAGGACUUUUCAAGCUGCUGCUCAAGCUCCGCCGACAGCAAUAAACCUAUUCACGUAACACAAUUGCAAUUAGGGGGAGAGGUACGCUAUGAACUGCCUUCAAAUCAAGAAAUCUACCCUCCUGUUGACACUACUCUGGAUGCUGUUCUUCAACCCAUUAUAUCAACUUUAACAAGGAGGCAACGGAGCCGCCCAAAAUAUUCAUAAAAAUUUAAUACAAAAUAAAAUAGUUGUAUAUUCAAAUGUAUAUUUAAG